AUGCCGGGUGCCUACAAAGGUGAGUGCGGAGAUGAUGUGGACCCAAUGCCUUUCCUGGCCCCGUUGGAGAAGGAGAAGCUGGAGGCUAUUAACAAGUGCUAUGACAUCAAGAAGUCUUGCUGGGUGCGGGAUGAGAAGGAAGGCUACAUUGCGGGAGACAUCCAGUCUGAGAAUGGUGACAAAGUCACUGUGAAGACGAUCAAAAAUACAAUAGUCACACUUAAGAAGGAUGAAGUGCAGCAAAUGAACCCUCCAAAGUUUUACCAGGCUACCGAUAUGGCAGACCUGACCUUCUUGAAUGAGGCCAGUGUCCUGGCCAACCUCCGCUCACGCUAUGUCCAUAUGAGGAUUUAUACCUACUCUGGGCUCUUCUGUGUAACUGUCAACCCAUACAAAUGGCUUCCGAUUUAUGGGGCAAAAGUUGCUCAGCUGUAUAAGGGGAAGAAACGCAGUGAAGUUCCUCCCCACCUCUUCUCCAUCUCUGACAAUGCAUACCAUGACAUGGUGAUGGAGCAUGAAAACCAGUCAAUGCUGAUCACUGGAGAAUCUGGUGCUGGAAAGACUGAGAACACCAAAAAGGUCAUCCAGUACUUUGCCAAUGUGGGUGCCACAGGGGGAAAGCCGGCUCCAGACUGCAAGGGUACCCUGGAGGAUCAGAUCAUCCAGGCUAACCCUGUGUUGGAGGCAUUUGGCAAUGCCAAAACCACCAGAAACAAUAAUUCUUCUCGAUUUGGGAAAUUUAUCCGCAUCCAUUUUGGACCAACAGCUAAGCUGGCUGGUGCUGACAUCGAGAGCUACCUACUGGAGAAAUCCCGCGUGAUCUCCCAGCAAGCGGCAGAACGCAGCUAUCACAUCUUUUACCAACUUCUGUCAGGGAGGAAACCAGAACUGCUGGAGGCACUCCUUUUAACACCAGACCCAAAACAGUAUGUUUGGAUCUGCCAAGGAGUCACAGUUGUGGACAACAUGGAUGACGGUGAAGAACUGAUGCUGACCGAUAUGGCCUUUGAUGUGCUGGGUUUUACUGCUGAGGAGAAAAUGAGCAUCUACAAGCUAACUGGGGGCAUAAUGCACUUUGGUAAUAUGAAGUUCAAGCAAAAACCAAGAGAGGAGCAAGCCGAUGUUGACACAACUGAGGUGGCUGACAAAGUUGCCCAUCUCAUGGGGAUCAACUCUGGGGAGCUGCAGAAAGGGAUCACUAGGCCUCGUGUUAAAGUUGGAAAUGAGUUUGUGACGAAAGGUCAGAACCAGGACCAAUGUGUAUACUCCAUUGGAGCCCUGGCCAAAGCCAUCUAUGACAGAAUGUUCAAGUGGAUGGUUCACAGGAUCAAUAAAACACUGGACACAAAAAUGCAGUGGCAGUUUUUCAUCGGUGUUCUUGAUAUUGCUGGCUUUGAAAUCUUUGAGUUUAAUAGCUUUGAGCAGCUCUGCAUCAACUUCACAAAUGAAAAGCUGCAACAAUUUUUCAACCACCACAUGUUUGUCCUGGAACAGGAGGAAUACAAGAAAGAGGGCAUAGACUGGGUUUUUAUCGAUUUUGGCCUUGACUUGCAAGCCUGUAUUGACUUGCUGGAAAAGCCAAUGGGUAUCUAUUCAAUCCUUGAGGAGCAAUGUGUGUUCCCAAAGGCCACAGAUGCCACAUUCAAGGUGGCCUUGUUUGACAAUCAUCUGGGCAAAUCUGCAAAUUUCCUCAAACCAAAAGGUGGAAAAAAAGGCUCAGAAGUGCAUUUUGAGUUGAUUCACUAUGCUGGCACUGUCGGAUACAACAUUGCAGGCUGGCUGGAGAAGAAUAAGGAUCCGCUGAAUGAGACUGUGGUUGCCCUCUACCAAAAAUCCUCCAUGUCCCUCCUAGCUCAACUCUUCAAAGAAGAGGAAGCUGUCACAGGAACCAAGAAACAGAAGAAGGGAUCCUCCUUCCAGACCGUGUCAGCUUUCUAUAGAGAGCAGCUGAACAAACUGAUGAGCACUCUGCGAAGCACGGCACCCCAUUUUGUACGCUGCAUUGUCCCCAAUGAAUUCAAACAACCUGGUGUCUGCGAUGCAAAUUUAAUACUGCACCAGCUGGCCUGUAAUGGUGUCUUGGAGGGAAUCCGGAUCUGCAGAAAAGGCUUUCCCAAUAGACUUCAGUACCCUGAGUUUAAGCAAAGGUAUUACAUCCUGAAUCCAAAUGUCAUCCCAAAGGGAUUUGUGGACAACAAAAAAGCAUCAGAGUUGAUAUUAGGCUCAUUAGGGUUGGAUAACAUGGAGUACAGGAUAGGACACACAAAGGUGUUCUUCCGUGCUGGAGUCCUGGCCAAGCUGGAGGAUAUGCGAGAUGAGCGGCUGGCUAAGAUCAUGACCAUGCUGCAGGGCUGUCUGAGGGGCAUGCUCAUGAGGAUUGAGUUUAAAAAGAUGCUGGAGAGAAGAAUUGCUCUCAUCGCUAUCCAAAGAAAUGUGAGGAAGUUCCUUCAGCUCCGAUUCUGGGGCUGGUGGAAGCUCUACACAAAGGUUAAACCUUUGCUUCAUGUAGCUCGCCAGGAGGAGGAGUUAAAAGCCAAGGAGGAAGAGUUGCGAGUUGCACUUGAGAAGACAGUGGAAAUGACAGAAAAGAUCAAAGAGCUUGAUGAAAAGCUAGUCACUCUUUCCAAAGAAAAGAGUGACCUGGCCUUAGCCCUAGUAGCUGAACAAGACACCAUAGCGGAUGCUGAGGAGCGCUGUAACCAGCUGAUGAAACAGAAGAUGAACAUGGAGGAGCAGAUCCAGGACAUGAAGGAGAGGCUGGAGGAGGAAGAGGGUGCUGCCACUGCAUUAAGUGCUCAGAAGCGCAAGCUGGAGGGAGAGCUGAUGGACCUGAAGAGAGAUCUGGAGGACCUGGAGUCUACUCUGGCAAAAUCAGAGAGAGAAAAACAGGGCCUGGACAUCAAAGUACGGGGUCUGACUAUAGACCUUGGUCAAAGGGAUGAUACCAUCGCAAAGCUCCAAAAGGAAAAGAAGGCUCUGGAGGAACUGCAACAGAAAACUCUGGAUGAUCUACAAGCAGAAGAGGAUAAAGUAAACUACCUUACCAAAAGCACCAACAAGCUCACCACUCAAGUACAUGAGUUGGAAGAUAACUGGGAACAGGAAAAGAAAAUACGAGGAGAGGUGGAAAAAGCCCGACGCAAAGCAGAGGGUGACCUGAAGAUUACCAUUGAUAAUCUCAAUGAGAUGGAGAGAGCUAAAAUUGAUCUGGAGGAGGUUGUCAAAAAGAGGGACAUGGAAAUUAACCACAUAAAUGCAAAACUGGAAGAUGAGCAGUCUCUCAGCUCAACUCUGCAUAGAAAGCUCAAAGAACAUCAGGCCCGCAUUGAGGAGCUCGAGGAGGAACUGGAGGCAGAGAGGGCAAUAAGAGCCAAGGUUGAGAAGCAGCGAACAGAUCUGUCUCGGGAUCUGGAGGACCUUGGAGACAGACUAGAAGAGGCAGGGGGUGCCACUGCCGCACAGAUUGAGCAGAAUAAAAAGCGUGAGGCUGAGCUCCUGAAGCUGCGCAGGGAGCUGGAGGAGGUGGCACUGCAGGCCGAGGCCAUGGCGUCAGCACUGAGGAAGAAGCACUCAGACACCAUGGCUGAGCUUGCCGAGCAGGUAGAGAACCUCCAGAGGGUUCGCAUAAAGCUUGAAAAGGACAAGCAAGUCAUGAAGGCUGAGAUUGAUGACCUGAAUGCUACCGUGGAGUCAGUCCAGAAAGCGAAGCUGAACGCAGAGGUCCAUGUCCGUAAAUUAGAGGACAGCUUGGCAGAAGCUAAUGCCAAACUGGCAGAGAUGGAAAGGUCCCAAACUGAGCUCAAUGCCAUCAAAAUCCAUCUGUCAGCUGAGAAUAGUGAUCUGAGCCGUGAAGUUGGGGAGGCCCAAAGUAAGCUCAAUCAGAUCACACGGAUUAAAGCUUCACUGACCACCCAGAAUGAUGAGCUGAAAAGACAGGUGGAUGAAGAGUCAAAGGCUCGUAGUGCAGCUGUCGUGAGUUUGGCAAAUGCUCGUCAUGAUCUCGACCUGGCUAAGGAGCAGUUGGAGGAGGAGCAGGAGUGCAAGGCUGAAAUGCAGCGACUCAUCUCCAAGCUCAACUCCGACGUGACUACCUGGAGGACCAAGUACGAGACUGAUGCUAUACACAAAACCGAGGAGCUGGAGGAGACCAAGCGUAAGCUGACUGUCCGGCUCCAGGAGGCUGAGGAAGCAGCAGAAGCAGCACAGGCUCGUGCGGCUAGCCUGGAGAAGGUCAAGCAAAAGCUUCAGGGUGAAGUAGAGGAUCUAACUAUUGACCUGGAGAAGUCCAAUGCUGCUGCAGCUGCCCUUGACAAGAAGCAGCGCACUUUUGAUAAGAUGAUUGCAGAGUGGAGCCAAAAAUGUGAGGAGCUGCAGCUUGAGCUUGAGAACUCCCAGAAGGAAUGUCGAUCCUACAUGACAGAAGUGUACAAACUCAAGACAGCCUAUGAAGAAUCACUUGACCACCUGGAAACCGUCAAGAAAGACAACAAGACCCUCUCUGAUGAGAUCAGAGAUCUCAUGGAUCAGUUGGGUGAGGGUGGGAAGAGUGUUUAUGAGCUGCAGAAAGCUAAGAAAAAGCUGGAGGUCGAGAGAGAUGAGCUGCAACUGGCCCUAGAGGAGGCUGAAGCUUCCCUGGAGGUCGAAGAGGGUAAGGUGGUCCGAGUCCAACUGGAGCUAGCUCAGGUGAAAGCUGACAUUGAUCGCAGAAUUCAUGAAAAAGAUGAAGAGUUUGAAAUCACAAGGAAAAACCACCAGCGUGCAAUGGAGUCACUGCAGGCUAGUCUGGAGGCAGAGGCCAAAGGUCGUGCUGAGGCUUUGAGAAUAAAGAAGAAAAUGGAGUCUGACCUGAAUGAGAUGGAGAUCCAGCUGGAUCAUGCAAACAAGAACAACAGUGAGCUGGUCAAAACCCUCAAGAGACUGCAACAGCAGAUCAAAGAUAUGCAGAUGCAGAUGGAUGAGGACGCACGACAUCACGAUGAGCUGAGGGAGCAGUACAGCCUGCAGGAGCGGCGUCUCUGCCUGCUGCAGACAGAGAUGGAAGAGGUGCGCAGCGGCCUGGAGGCUUCCGAACGUUCCAGGAAACUCCUCGAGCAGGAACUGGUGGACCUCAAUGAGCGCUACAAUGAGCUCAGUGUGCAGAGUCAAGCCCUAAUUAUUUCAAAGCGUAAAAUGGAAGCAGACCUGUUUCGACUGUCCAGUGAGAAUGAGGAGCUGAUCAGUGAGUUCCGUUCUGCUGAUGAGAGAGCCAAGAAGGCCGUCACAGAUGCAUGUCGCAUGGCGGAAGAGCUCCGUCAGGAGCAAGACCACUGCUUACAUCUGGAGAAGAUAAAGAAGAACAAUGAGCUCACGAUCAAAGACCUGCAGCUCAAAGUGGAAGAGGCAGAGGAGCUUGCACUGAAGGCUGGCAAACGAACCAUCCAAAAGCUGGAAGCCAGGGCUAAGGAGUUAGAGAGUGAGCUUGACAGUGAGCAGAAGCGGCACGUUGACACAGUGAAGGCACUGCGUAAGAAUGAGCGCCGCCUCAAGGAGCUGGUCUUCCAGACUGAAGAAGACCACAAAACCAACCAGCGUAUGCAGGAGCUCGUUGAGAAGCUUCAGAACAAGCUGAAGUCCUACAAGCGACAGAUAGAGGAGGCAGAGGAGCAAGCCAACAUGACUCUGUCCAAGUACAGAAAGACAGUGCAUGAGCUGGAUGACGCUGAGGAGAGAGCUGGCAUGGCGGAGAUGGCACUGAACAAGCUCCGCACAAGGAACCGAGCUUCGGUUACCAAGGGCUUCACUAACGUCGAGAUUGUGCAGGUCACUAAAACAGCAAAGGGUUCCUCUGAAGACUAAAUCUCAGUCCAUGCAGGAGCAUGAUGAACAAAGCACUCAUUCCCCACCUGAAGAGUUUCUCUGCAGCCAGUGGGACUGGAGAAGAACAUGAAAGUCUUAAAAUUAAACUUAAAAAGUCUUAAGUAGUUAAAGUCUUAUGUUGUUCAAAUGUUGUUCCAUUUGUCUUGUCGUGUGUUUUGGAAUGUUAGCUGAUGUUUAUGUUAAAUGUGUUUAAUCUGCCUUUGCCUAAAGCUCUUCAGAAGCGCUUCUCGGUAAAGGGGAAUGACUGUGG
Molecule: messenger RNA, 6106 nt
Organism: Electrophorus electricus (electric eel)
Lineage: Eukaryota; Metazoa; Chordata; Actinopteri; Gymnotiformes; Gymnotidae
Product: myosin-16-like
Cellular component (GO): cytoplasm; myosin filament; myosin II complex
Molecular function (GO): ATP binding; microfilament motor activity; actin filament binding
Source: RefSeq, a predicted model, not a curated record